This is a messenger RNA of Guillardia theta CCMP2712, 2685 nucleotides long. RefSeq lists its product as hypothetical. Gene Ontology annotation, biological process: positive regulation of transcription by RNA polymerase I; positive regulation of rRNA processing. Gene Ontology annotation, molecular function: RNA binding; protein binding. The transcript is spliced from 6 exons. Lineage: Eukaryota; Cryptophyceae; Pyrenomonadales; Geminigeraceae. The record is from RefSeq and is a predicted model, not a curated record. The coding region runs from base 1 to 2685 and encodes 894 amino acids. Gene Ontology annotation, cellular component: nucleolus.
AUGAGGGUAAGAAUUCCUGAGGCGGGGGCGCACGUGCGGAAAGAUGGCGAAAGGAAAAGGGAAGGAGAAGGAGGGGAAGGAGGAGAAGGAGGAGGAGAGAGGCGGAGAGGAGAAGAGGAUGAGGGACAAGGGAACAGAGGCGGAGGGAAAGGAGAGGAGCAAGAAGGAGAAGGCGAACAAGGAGGGGAGAAGAACGAUCAGGGGAGAAAAGGGGGCGAAACCGUGAAGGAGGGCGGGAAGAAGAGCAGCGGUGGUCAGCACAGGAGGGACGACGGGAGAGGGAGAAGGGAUGGACCUGGGUCAGGGAGAGAGCCGAGGACCGAGCGUGUGCAUGCAGCAGUGUGCUUCAGCAGGGACGGGAAGAAAAUGCUCACGAGCUGGGCGAGCCAUGUGGAAGUUCACAGUACACUGUCGGGGAAGAAGAUGUUCGCUCUUGAGGGGCACACGCGGCAGGUCUCAGGGAUCUCCCUCCAUCCCUUCAACGUCUCUCAGGCCUUCACCUCCUCCCUGGACGGCUGCCUACGGCUGUGGGACGUCUCGGACGGGACGGACCUCAAGGUCUGGAGCCUGCCAUUCCCCAUCAACAGCUUCGUCCUCUCCUCCGAUGCCAGGCUUGCCUAUGUUGCAAUGGUCAAGGAGGGAGAUGGCAAGGGGAAGGAGGGGGGCAAGAAGUCCUCUGGAACUGUGAACGUGGUGGAUCUGGAGACAGGGCGGCAGAAGCUCGACUUUCUCCUACUAGCUCGCACUUGUAUCCUCACUUCUGUACAGAGACUGUUCAAGACAAGGACCCCGGCGAAGCUCUCCAUCACCGCGGACGGCAACACGCUCUUCGCUGUCACCGGCAGAGACCUCCUCCUGUUCUACACGGACUCAGCAGACGACGACAAGAGGAAGCCCGUCGAGCUCAGGCACGCGAGGGACGUGGUGGCGGUCACUUGCCACCCGGAGGGCAAGUUCGUGGCCGUGGGAGACGAGAGAGGGGAGAUUUUCCUCUGGUUCAACGUGCUGCAUGACAAGAGCGGCGUCUCCGACCCUCCCGUCUGCAGCAAGCACAACAUGCACUGGCAUGCGUCCGCGGUCAGGUGCAUGGGGAUCAGCGAGGACGGGGCGUACCUGCUCUCAGCAGGGAAUGAGGGGGUGCUGGUGAUGUGGCAAUUGGAGACUGGCUACCGUCAGUUCCUCCCGCGACUCGGAGGACCUGUCAACGCCAUGGCCGUCAGCAGCUGCGGGACAGUCGUUGCCGUGCUGUGCGAGGAGCAGAAUGUCCAGCUGGUGAAUCUGCUAACGAGGAAGAUCGUCAAGACUCUGCGCCUCCUCCCCAUACCCAGUGAGGGGACCAAGGGGGGAGCAGACGACUCGAGUAGCUUUGCUUCGAUCCUCGGCAUCGAGCCGAGACACGGACAUGUCCUGUUGAACCCAAGAGGAACGACACUACAGAUCUGGGACUCUGUCAACGGCAAGCAUGUGCAGUCUCUAGAGGUGGUCAACAGGAAUACCAUCUCCCAGGCUCCUAUCCACGCCGAGUACGGCAAGGCCAAGAGGCCCGUUGACCCCAACCCCCGCAUCCUUCAGCUUGCCGUCAGCUCGGACGGGGAGCACCUGGCGGUGGUCCACGGACCCCGUCCCUCGCAGGAGGAUAAGGGGGUGGAGGGAGAUGACAGCUCAGCUGGGGCCUUCUUCCAGCUGAGCUUCUGGAGGUUGACCGACGGGAUGUUCCAGGCGCUGACUCGGAUCGUUAACCCACAUAACGGACGGGUCGGAACCCUCACGUUCAACCCUGUGAACCAGAGCGUCGUCAGUGCUGGUUUCGACGGCAACUUCAAGCUCUGGACGCUCUCCAGCAGGGACCUGGGCAUGGCGCCCCCCAGCAGGUCCGGCAAGGAGGCGAAGGCGAGGGAGGCCCUGCCGACUAGCACGUGGAAAUGCACGGCAGUCGGGAGUUACCGACAAGUUCCAUGCAGGGCCUCCUGCUUCUCUCCCGACGGCACGCUCCUCGCCAUCGCCUUCUACUGCAACGUCACCGUCUGGACCAGCGAGCCGCUGGAGCUCAAGAAGGUGUUGUCGCAUGCGAGCGUCACCGAGCCGAUCGAGACCCUCCUCUUCCUCCCUUCCUCCCCCUCCCUCGUCGCCGCCUCCCGCUUCACCGUAGCGGUCUGGAAUCUCUUGUCCUGCUCGCUGUCCUGGGCCUUCGAUGUCUCUUCCUGCGGCCUUGUCGCCCACCCGUCUCGGCCCGAGUUCGCCUUCUCCGUCGCGGCUGACGACGUCUCCUUCAUCCUCCGCUGCAACGCCAGCAGCUCCGUCCCCUCCCAGGUCUGGAAGGUUCCCAAGACCUCGAAGCUGUUCUCUCCUCACGGCCAUGGCUCCUCGUUCCUCGCCUACGUGUGGGACGCGGAGAGCGGGAGGGACAACGCGUGGCUGACGGUAGCGGGACGAGGCGGCUUCCACAGGGUGGACGGCGAGGGGAGAGAGGAGGAGCACAAGGAAAGAGAGAUAAUGGUUGAGGAGGAGGCGGGUCGAGCCUCCAUGUUCAGCCUGGCGUUCGGAGCAGGGAAGAAGGGAAGGAAGCAGAGGAAGCAGCAGCGGCUACUGGAUGCCAGCAAGAAGGAGGACAGCUCCCUAACGCACGACAUCCUCUCUGCUCCUGCGCAUGGUGAGAGUGUAGAAGAGGAGGAUAGAGGAGGAUGA